AACGUGCCUGUGCGUGCGCUUGUACGUCACAGACGCGCUGUGCGUAACGGCGUCGGGUGGGUCCCAUGGUGCCUUGCGCGGGGCUGGCUCUCCGAGUCCUGCCCACAGUUGAGUUCGGCCCCGAGCUGAGCAGACGGGUCCGGCCUAGUCCUGCCGCCUCGACCCUCCCCUCGCGGUCGCGUCUGGCUCCGAGCGCCGCUCCCCCCGCCGCGCGGGGAGCGAACAUGCGGCUGCGGCGCCCUGAGGAGGCUGCUGCCGGCGAGUGAGGAGCCGCUGCCCCGGCCCGGCCCGGCCCCGCCGCCUGCCCGCCCCGGCCGCAGCCGCCCCGCUUCGCCCAGGCAAUGACAGCGGCUCCGGCCCCCUCCCCGCAGCAGAUCAGGGACCGGCUGCUGCAGGCCAUCGACCCGCAGAGUAACAUCCAUAACAUGGUGGCAGUGCUGGAAGUGAUCUCCAGCUUGGAGAAAUAUCCCAUAACCAAAGAGGCACUUGAGGAAACAAGAUUAGGAAAACUCAUCAAUGAUGUAAGAAAGAAGACAUCCAAUGAGGAACUUGCCAAACGUGCCAAGAAAUUGCUACGGAAUUGGCAAAAACUGAUAGAACCUGUAACCCAGAAUGAAUCCGUUCCAAGAGGAUUACCGAAUCCACCUGGAUCAGCAAACGGUGGUGCACACAACUGUAAACCAGAAGUGCCACCUGCUGUAGUAACUGGAUCAAAGCCCAUCAAUGAAUUGAAAAGCAGGAAUGAUAUCCAAAAGCUAAACUCCCCGAAAACAGAAAAACUGGGAAAUCGGAAAAGGAAAGGCGAACAUAGGGAUGGGCAUCAGGGCCCCCCUCCUUCUAAAGUUUCCAAAGGUAGUCAUGAAGUAUUACAAAACUCUUCUCCUCCACCAACUAAUGGGAUUGCGGGGAGCCCUGAAAGUUUCCCCAGUCCUGUAGAUGUAAACCUGCACCCAGGGCCUGAAAGCAGCAGGACAGAACAUAGUGAAAAUGACAAACACAGUAAGAUCCCAGUAAAUGCUGUAAAACCUCACACCAGUUCUCCAGGACUUGUAAAACCUUCAAGCACUUCCUCAUUAUUAAAGACUGCAGUGCUUCAGCAGCAUGAUAAAUUGGAAGAAACCACAGGACAGCACCAACCUAAGAGUCCCCGCUGUUCCUCGUUUAAUCCUGGGAAUAUUAGGCAUGACACAUUUGCUCGACAGCAUAUCACAUACUCACCAAAGGGUUCAAUACCUAGUCCAUCUCAAAGGUCCCAGUUCUUAGAUACUGCACAGGUGCCAUCACCACCACCCCCUUCCUUGAUGCAACCAUCAACCCCUCCAAUGCCAGCAAAAAGACUGGAGGUUUCUCAGCAAUCAGGAACUGAGGUAUCUCAACAUUGGCAGGAGCAGGCAUCUUCUGAAAGCCAGCACAGGCACACAGCAGGGACACUUCAGCACACAUCUCCUAGCUGCAAAACUAACUUGCAUCCUGGGGAAUCUCUGACGCCACAUGUUGGCUUUUCACCGGACACUUCAAAAAUGGACAGUGAUGAUGCUGCUUCAGGUUCAGAUAGUAAGAAGAAGAAAAGGUACAGACCCAGAGACCACACAGUCAAUUUGGAUGGGCAGGUCGUAGAAGGGGGUGUGAAACCUGUGAGAUUAAAAGAAAGAAAACUCACGUUUGAUCCCAUGACCGGACAGAUAAAACCUUUAACACAAAAAGAUUCUUUGCAGGCAGAAAUCCCUACAGUCGCUGAACAGCACAGGACAGAAACAGACAAGCAGGAGCAAAAACCCAACCUGCAAAGUCCUUUUGAACAAACGAACUGGAAAGAGUUAUCCAGAAAUGAAAUAAUUCAGUCGUAUUUAAACAGACAAAGUAGUUUGCUGUCUUCAUCAGGAGUACAAACCCCAGGAGCUCACUACUUCAUGUCUGAAUAUUUAAAGCAGGAGGAAAGCACUAGAAGAGAAGCUAGAAAGACUCAUGUUCUAGCUCCUAACAGCAAACCCACAGACUUGCCUGGGGUCACAAGAGAGGUCACAAGCGAUGACCUCAACAGAAUACGUGAACAUCACUGGCCAGGCGUGAAUGGCUGUUAUGAUACACAGGGUAACUGGUAUAAUUGGACGCAGUGCAUAUCUUUAGAUCCACAUGGGGAUGAUGGUAGAUUGAACAUCCUGCCUUAUGUCUGCCUAGACUGAGUACAGUUUUGCUAAAAUGCUCUCACAUCAGCAGUUAGAAAAAACGGCAGAUACUAUGCCACUUAACAUGGAGAGAGCCUCCUGUCCUGGACAAACAGGGCCAACGAGCAGAGGGUCUGAAGGAGCUGGUUGUUUACAGCUCUUUCCUUUAAAUUCUCCUUUUGUGAAAUGCUGCUACCAGUUUACUAACAAAAUUGCAAAGGAAGGCAUUCGAAGGUUGAUAAUUUGAGUUCAAAACUCUAUAGCAAGCCAGCUAUAAAAAAGUGUUAGUCCCCAAGAAGUGAAGAUGAUUUCCAGCACUUUGUGAAUGCCGGAAUCUUAUUACAGGCAGGUACAGAUAAAAUUGUAGAAAUUACCUUAACAAAAUAUGCAUCUAUUUAUUUGACUUGAUUUGAGUUUAUUUGGCAGUGAGAUGUCCGAGACAAUGCGCAAAAAAUCUAGUUUUUAUUUGCAUCAGAUCUUUGAACAUGAUUGUGUUCUUUUCAAAUUAUGUGGUGCAAAGAUUGGGUUUUAAACAGCAGGUGUUGCACUGCAGGUUGGCGAUCUGGCUUCAGCUCAACAUUCCAUAGGCAACCACAUACUUUAGUCUGGUUUCAGUUAAAAUCCAGUCUCUCAGAAAUGCUGCAAAAACUAGGUU
Molecule: messenger RNA, 2820 nt
Organism: Chelonia mydas (Green sea turtle)
Lineage: Eukaryota; Metazoa; Chordata; Testudines; Cheloniidae
Gene: MED26
Product: mediator complex subunit 26
Exons: 3
Coding region: 342-2183 (613 amino acids)
Biological process (GO): regulation of transcription by RNA polymerase II; positive regulation of gene expression
Cellular component (GO): nucleus; mediator complex; core mediator complex
Molecular function (GO): transcription coregulator activity
Source: RefSeq, a predicted model, not a curated record